This is a messenger RNA of Colossoma macropomum (tambaqui), 1507 nucleotides long. RefSeq names its product RNA binding motif protein 34 (gene rbm34). NCBI's taxonomy places the organism in Eukaryota, Metazoa, Chordata, Actinopteri, Characiformes, Serrasalmidae. The record is from RefSeq and is a predicted model, not a curated record. Bases 183 to 1478 code for a protein of 431 amino acids. Gene Ontology annotation, molecular function: RNA binding. The transcript has 11 exons.
AGAGAAGCUGGUGCACUUGUGGCGCGGGAGCAUGUGGAGCUUUCGGUGUUGGAAAAACUAAAAGAUUUUCAUAUUUUGCGGGAAAGAUAUGCGCAAAUAAACAACAGGGCUCAGUUUUACAGUGAAGAGGUAAAAGCCGAGGAAGAAGCAGCUAAAGGAGCGAGAAAAGCGCGGAAACUAACAUGAAGAAGAAACGCGCAGUUCAGAGUGAGGCGGCAGUGAGUAAUGCUGGACAGGAUUAUGUUGUUGGCCUGGUGUCAAGCAGCCUGGGUGCAAAGAAAACCCUAUCCACUGGAGCUCUGUCCUCCCUGUUCUCAACCGCAUCCUCCAACACUCUUGUCUUUGUUCCAGCAGCAAAGGUUGAGCAGAAAGCCAGCUGUGUAAAACCUGAAGCAGGCCAGGCAGCAAGCGUUAAAGAAGCUCCAAAACAGAAGAAGACUACCAAAGAAAAAUCAGCAGCUGAAAAGAAACUACAGAGCAGGGAAGCAGCCUUAGAAAAUGCAGAUGACGACGACGUAGAGAAAAGUCCAAAGAAAGUUAAACGCAAAGCUCCAGAAUUAGAUAACGACAGACAAAUGCUGGAAGAUGAGCAACCAGCUAAACGACGAAAGAUUCAGCAGAACCCAGCGGAGGAGAGAAUCAAAUUAAAAAGGACUGUAUUUGUUGGCAACUUGCCUGUCAACUGCAAAAAGAAGUACUUGAAAAGGAUCUUUAAGGAUCUGGGAGGCAUUGAAUCAGUUCGAUUCCGCUCAGUGGUUCGGGAGGAUCCAUCGAUGUCACGGCGGCUAGCCACCAUUCGACGCCAGGUUGACCCCAAAAGGCCAAGCAUCAAUGCGUAUGUGGUCUUCAAAGAGGAAGAAGGGGCGGUGAAUGCCCUGCAAAGGAAUGGGAUGGAGAUUGAGAAGGAUGUUUACAUCAGAGUGGAUCGAGUUUCUAAGCAUCUGUCGCAUGACCACAAGAGAUCUGUAUUCGUGGGAAAUCUUCCAUAUGACAUAAAGGAACUCCCUUUGCGGCAGCACUUUGAGGAGUGUGGAAAAGUGGAGGCUGUGCGAUUGGUGAGGGACCGGAAUUCCGGAGUGGGAAAGGGCUUUGGUUAUGUCCUUUUCGAGAACUCAGAUUCUGUAAUGCUAGCCCUGAAGUUGAACGGUUCCCAGCUGCAGGAUCGGAAGAUCAGGGUGAAGAGGUCGGUGAAGAAGGAGAAAGAGAAGAAAGACAGCAGUGCUUCAGGGAGAAAUGCUAAAGGACAGAGUGGGAAAGGUGCAGGGAGAAGGAAAGGACCUCAGCCUGGAAGCUUUAAAGGCGCUAAGAGUGCUGAAAGCAACAAGUCAGCAGGACAGUCCUUUAAGAAAGGUUUUGGUCGGGGCAACAAAACAUCAACGUCCUUCACAGGGGAGAUGGUGGACCCCAGCACAAAGACCGGCAAAGGACUGAAAAAGAGAUUUAAACCCAAGAAAAAGAAUAAGCCUGCACACAUUUAAGUUUUAAGUUUUUUCAGUGUGGUGGUGUC